CACUACUGGCUCGGUGUGACCCUGAGCCCCCCGUCACUUCAGCUGCGUCCUGAGAGAUGGAGCCCGUUGUAUCUGAGAUGCCGUCAGCUCCCCUUAGGAUGAAGGCGAGAGCCAGAUAAGUGAACGUGGUUGUUGUCGUUCUUCUUCUUUGUCCGUCGCUCUCGAGUGCCACCCCGGGCUCUCCGUUAUUCGACUAGCGCACGCGCGGUGGUCUUUAGGACCCUGCGGCGCCCCUCCUCCUCCUCCUCCUCCACCCCACCACAGACGCGGCUCCACUGAAGUGUCAUCUUUGAAAUGUUGAAGGAAAAAAAAAAAAAACUGGCGACUCGGGCGGACUGGAGGGGCUACGAGAGGCGAAAUCCCAGAGCCCUCCGAUGUCAUCACGUCACACCGCCGUUACAUAGAAAAAGUAGAGGGGCGAGUCGGCGGCGGCAUUGGUGCUCUGGCUGGCCAAGUGCUGAGGUGCCACCUCGGGUCUGAAGGACGCUGCGCUCGGGACUCGUCUAACGGGACAUCGCAUCGGCAAAAAGAAAAAGUCAAAGUUCCUCUCGGCUGUGGAAGCCCAACUUUGGACGCACGUGGACUUACAAAUGUGUCGGGGGCAUUGAGCAGGAACACCGCGGCCAGGCGGGCUCGAGCUCGGCACGGCUUCACCUGCGAGGAAAGGCGCUAGAUCGCUUGGCUGACUUUAGGUGUGCAGCCCGACCUGAUUGACAAUCGCGCUGCUCUCGUCGCCUGUCAUUUCUCGCACCUUCUGUGGCCAUUUCGUUCACUGUUCUUUAAGAAUGGGGUGCGAGUGAAAUUCCAGAAGAGCCUCCUCCGCGCCCCCUAAGAUGGACCUUCCCCAAAUCCUGAAUACGACUCGCCUGCCCCUCGACUGAUGUGCGACUCCUCGGGAUCUCCACUUUCCAAUGGACUCUUGACAAGUUUGGUGGGAAGGCUACCCGCUGACCGCCCGGCAGCUCUGCCCGGAGACCCCUAAGAAGACCACCGUGCUUCCCGAGUCGCCAAAGCCGGCCAGAUGCAGUUUCGACUUUUCUCCUGCGCGCUCAUCAUCCUCAACUGCAUGGAUUACAGUCAGGGUCAGACCAGCCGCUGGAAGAGGAGCAAGCGAGCUAGUUAUGGGCAAUACCCAAUAUGCAAAGGCUGCUCCGUUUGUUCCAAAGACAAUGGAUGCCUCAACUGCCAGCCAAAGCUGUUCUUCUUCCUUCGGAGGGAGGGAAUGAGACAAUAUGGAGAAUGUCUGCACGCCUGCCCAGCAGGGUAUUAUGGUCUGCGAGCUCCAGAUAUGAACAGAUGCUCAAGAUGCAGAAUAGAAAACUGUGACUCGUGUUUCAGCAAAGACUUUUGCACCAAGUGCAGAUCGGGCUUUUACUUGCACAAAGGCCGCUGCUUUGAGGAAUGUCCGGAAGGCUUCGCACCUUGGGAAGAAAGCAUGGAAUGUGUGGAUGGCUGUGAGGUGGGCCCGUGGAGUGAAUGGGGGACGUGCAGCAGGAGGAACAAAACCUGCGGCUUUAAAUGGGGUUUGGAGACGAGAACCCGGCAUAUCGUAAAGAAGCCUCCCAAAGACACAAUACCCUGCCCGACCAUCGCCGAGUCAAGACGAUGUAAAAUGGCCAAGAGACACUGCGUGAAAGAACCCAGAAGACCAAAACCAAAAGACAAGAAAAAGAAGAAGAGGAAGCUCCUGGAGAGAGCCCGGAAAGAGCACAGCGCGGUUCUGGCGACAGAGCGGACCGGUCAGUAGAGACGAGACUUUAGCCAUUAAUGGACGCUGCUAGCUGCUCCUGCUCCUUGCCACGCUGCGCCCCUGCCGCUUUGUCAGUACCGGUGGCAGCUCCACGUGGAAGCCCAGUCCACGAAGCUUGUUCCUUUUGUUAACAACGCGACCUUUCCAGGAAGCAACUCCACGGUCGACCAGAGCCGUCAAGUAACGGCGCCACAAGUGCAUUGAGGACUCUCACCCACGGCUGUGACUACAACAACGGCGGACCACCUUCAGCGCAGAGCCGAGGGUCACGUCCCGUUUCGAAGCGGACUUGUACAUAUGUGUUUGUAGAGCCCGAAUCUCUCUUUGAAGGAGAAGGACUGUCUCAUGCAUGGCCUUUAUGUUGGGGAAGCCCACCUUACCAGACGAAUCCCAUGCAUACCUACUAAGUAUUCUCUUCUCAGCGCAAUUUCAGUUUUUCUUUUUAUUUUUGCCAAGAACAUCCUUAUUGUAAAAACGCUUGAAGCUGUAAUUAAGUACUACAAAGUGGAAAAAGAAAAGAUCUUUGUCGUCCGACAAGCAUGGCAGUCCUCCUGUGUACAUAGAGCUGAGAGUCGACACCACAUAAUAAAACGUAUUGCUGUGUUU
This is a messenger RNA of Erpetoichthys calabaricus (reedfish), 2356 nucleotides long. It is a transcript of the gene rspo2, whose product is annotated as R-spondin 2. Lineage: Eukaryota; Metazoa; Chordata; Cladistia; Polypteriformes; Polypteridae. The record is from RefSeq and is a predicted model, not a curated record. The transcript is spliced from 5 exons. The coding region runs from base 1022 to 1747 and encodes 241 amino acids.